ACCAAAGUCAGGGGUUUAUAAAGCAAAAAACAUUAAAACACACUCGGAGCUAGGGUUUUGGAACUGUGUUUGAACCAAAAAAAAAGAAAAAAAAAAGGUUUUGGAACUCUCCCAAGCCAACAGCUUCUUCGAUCUUCCCCGCCCGGCUCCUUUUCUACAUAUAAUACAGUGAGAAAAGUUAAUGUGGUGUUGAAGGUGACCUAUCUGGGGACAGCUGUUAUAUAUUCAUCAAAAAAAAAUGUCUAAGAAGAAGAGUAGUACUUCUUCCAUGAGGAAGUUAUCUCAAGCUGGAGACAAACCUUCGUUACAGCAAAAGAAACCAGUUCCGAAACCUGGUAAGAUAGGGAAAGAGAUUGAUGACAUUUUUGGUGGGGGAAAGAAUAAGAAGAAGCCAUCCCAAUCAGGAGUCAAACCUGCUGCAACAGUACAACAAACCAAACCUGGUAAAAUAGGGAAAGAGAUUGAUGAUAUUUUUGGUGGGAGGAAGAAGAAGAAGAAGCUAGAAGUGGAAACGAGCGAGAAGAAAGAGUCCCCUCCUGCGAAGAAAGCAGAGAUGGUGGCAAAGAGGAAAAGGAAGAGGAGCGAGGUUGAGGGAUUUAGCAAGAGCCCGAAAAGUGGUGGACCGAGGAAGAGAACAGAAGACGGGUUACUAGUGUUCACGGAAGAUGAACUUGGUAUCAAUAAGGCCAAUGCUGGUAAUACGCGUCUGUGCCCUUUUGACUGCCAGUGUUGCUUCUAGUGUCUCCUUUCUCUUUUUUUUUUGUUAAAACCAAUUUUGAAAGCUUUGUUCUUACAUUGAAAAGUGGAUCCAACUGGAUGCAUGAUGUUAGUGUGUUGUUAUUAACAGUUUGAAUUUAUAUCCAAUUGCUUUCUGGUUGA
This is a messenger RNA of Raphanus sativus (radish), 879 nucleotides long. RefSeq lists its product as uncharacterized. The transcript has 2 exons. The record is from RefSeq and is a predicted model, not a curated record. Bases 239 to 739 code for a protein of 166 amino acids. NCBI's taxonomy places the organism in Eukaryota, Viridiplantae, Streptophyta, Magnoliopsida, Brassicales, Brassicaceae.